Messenger RNA from Helicoverpa zea (corn earworm), 1015 nucleotides. RefSeq names its product ATP synthase subunit gamma, mitochondrial-like. NCBI's taxonomy places the organism in Eukaryota, Metazoa, Arthropoda, Insecta, Lepidoptera, Noctuidae. The coding region runs from base 1 to 921 and encodes 306 amino acids. The transcript has 5 exons. Gene Ontology annotation, biological process: proton motive force-driven ATP synthesis. Gene Ontology annotation, molecular function: proton-transporting ATP synthase activity, rotational mechanism. The record is from RefSeq and is a predicted model, not a curated record.
AUGGUACAACUAAAGCAAGUGUCCAUACGGCUGAAGUCGAUCAAGAAUAUUCAGAAAAUUACCAAGACUAUGAAAAUGGUGUCAGCCAGCAAAUUCACGAAAGCAGAGCGCGACCUGCAAGCAGCGCGACCGUUCGGGUAUGCUCCUCGUAAAUUCUAUGAAAUGUCGCAACUAGUGCUGGGUAAGGUGGACGAUGAGGAUAAGGAUAAAAAGAAGAAGAAAGCAGCAGCCCCACCACCACCCACCACGGUUGAACAGAAGCCUGUCGAUAAAGAGAAGGAGAAGAAAAUGAAAAGGAUUUACAUUGCCAUGACAUCUGAUCGAGGUCUCUGCGGUGGUGUGCACAGUGGCGUAGCUCGCCGCAUCAAGCGUGACUUCACGGAACGCCUGGCAGAUGGCGCUAAUCACAAGCUCGUGUGUGUUGGUGACAAGGCCCGCCUUAUACUGCGCCGCGUCUAUGCUCCUCAUAUGCUCCUUAACGUCAAAGAUGUGGGCAGGUUGGCGCCUGGUUUUGCAGACGCGUCGCUCCUGGCCGCUGUGAUCACGGAGGCGGGGUACAGUUACGACAUCGGCGAGAUAUACUACAACAAGUACUACACGCCUGUCAAGUACGAACUCAACGUUAUUCCAGUCUUCACCAAGGCUGCAAUUGAGAAUGCUCCCAACAUGAUGGCCUUCGAUGACGUUGACGAAGACGCUCUAGAGUGCUACGCAGAAUGGACACUAGCGGCGCUCCUGUAUUACGCGCUGAAGGAGGGAGCAGCCUCCGAGCAGUCUGCACGUAUGGCGGCCAUGGACAACGCCACCAAGAACGCAGCCGAAAUGAUCAAGAAGCUAACCCUGCUCUUCAACAGGACCCGGCAAGCCGUCAUCACUAGAGAACUCAUUGAAAUCAUAUCGGGAGCCGCGGCACUCAAGUGAAAUAUUUUCUAUGUUAUUUAUUUUUGUGUUAAUGCUAUUUUAUUGAAUGUUACAUAUUUUUAAUUUAGUGCACUUGAUGCGUUAUUAUAAUGUU